AUGGUGGAAUGUCUUUUAAGACGCUCCAAAGAUCUGGUAGCGAUCAAUAAAGUUGCCGGAAAAUGGGGUACAGCUCUUCAGGCUGCGAUCAACGGGGACAAGAAUCCAUAUGACACGGUCCAACUACUCCUUGACAACGGUGCUGACCCGAGUAUUGUCGGUGGGUGGCAUGGGACACCACUCAAUGCUGCCGCGUUCAGGCACCAAUACGAUGUUGCGAAACUUCUUCUGCAACAUUUACCAUCCGAUAAGAUCGACCUUGUGGGAGAGGCGGACGUUAUGAGACAGCCUUACACGCCGCGGCUUCCCAGGCGCAUAUUGAGGUGGCCAAACGACUUCUGGAGCAACCAGGAGUUUCAAUCGACUGGACAGACCAGAUGGGGGCGACUCCCACUUCACAUGGCGGCCAUGCAGGGGGAUUGGGAGAUGGUCCAACUCCUUUCCAGCUCGACAAGUACAAUCCACACUCGGGACAAAAUCGGCCGCAAUGCUCUUCAUUUUGCCGCUGGAAGAGGAUCUUCUUCCGUUCUCCGCCACAUUUUAAAUGACAAAGAGAACGUCGACUUGGUUAACGCCGUAGACAUUGACGGAUGGACCCCACUACACUGGGCGUGCCGCCAGUUGGAGAAUGAGACUCUUCAAAUAAUCAAAGACCUCAAGGGGAUGGGCGCCGAUGCCUCGGCCAGGACUCUGGACAAGUGGACACCACGGCAUGUAGCAGUAUUUCAUGACAUAUAUGAGCCAGACAUUCUCAAACUUCUGCCGAAAAUGAUGGAUGACGAUGACAGUCUGCCGUGUGGUCCGGGGAAAUAUAUCGGGGCUCUUUGUGAUUCCUGCGGUUGCUUGACCUAUGACAAACGAUACAAGUGUAAGAGUGAAAACUGUGUCGAAUUUGUCCUGUGCUUCAAGUAUUACCGGCACGCGGCGAACAUCCAUUACGGAGAACAUGAAUUCGACGACAGUCCUGAGCCAUAUACUUGA
Molecule: messenger RNA, 981 nt
Organism: Rasamsonia emersonii CBS 393.64
Lineage: Eukaryota; Fungi; Ascomycota; Eurotiomycetes; Eurotiales; Trichocomaceae
Exons: 3
Coding region: 1-981 (326 amino acids)
Molecular function (GO): protein binding
Source: RefSeq, a predicted model, not a curated record